AUGUCGAAUCCUGGCUCUCGAAGGAACGGGUCCAGCAUCAAAAUCCGACUGACAGUGUUGUGUGCCAAGAACCUCGCAAAGAAAGACUUUUUCCGGCUUCCGGACCCGUUCGCAAAAGUGGUAGUGGAUGGAUCCGGCCAAUGCCACUCCACAGACACAGUAAAGAGCACACUGGACCCCAAAUGGAACCAACACUACGACCUCUAUAUUGGCAAAACCGAUUCUAUCACCAUCAGCAUAUGGAACCACAAAAAGAUCCAUAAACGACAAGGGGCUGGUUUCUUGGGCUGCAUACGACUUUUAUCCAACGCCAUCAGCCGGCUAAAAGACACAGGGUACCAGAGACUGGAUCUAUGUAAACUCAACCCCUCAGACAGCGACGCAGUGCGGGGGCAGAUUGUAGUAAGCUUACAAACACGAGAUCGUAUCGGCAGCGGUGGCCCAGUGGUCGACUGUAGAGGACUUUUAGAAAAUGAUGGGCCUAUGUUUGAGGGAUGUUUCAGUGAAGAGCCCCUGCCGUAUUCUGAUCCCACGGGUGCAGCAGGAGGGGGCAACUGUCGCCUGGACUCGCCCAGUCAAGAGAACCGUCUCCAGCCCCAGCGAAUUAGAGGCCAGGAGUCCAGAGGUCACGGCCACACGCCUCAGAACAGGCCGCACGGGCUCCAACCCCCUGACCUGCCGGAAGGAUAUGAGCAACGAACAACAGUACAAGGACAGGUGUAUUUCCUCCACACACAGACUGGGGUCAGCACAUGGCACGACCCUCGGAUACCAAGGGAUCUGGCCAGUGUGAGCUGUGAGGAGCUUGGUCCGCUGCCAGUUGGCUGGGAGGUCAGAAGCACAGUGUCCGGGCGCAUUUAUUUUGUGGAUCAUAACAACCGAACCACGCAGUUCACAGAUCCACGUCUUCACAACAUCAUCAGUCAGCAAUCCCAGCAAGUCAAAGAGCCAUCCCAGGUUCCCCAGAUGGAGGUGGGGGGUGAGGAGGGUGGUGGCGGGGUGGUUGGUGGGGGAGUUGGGGAAGGUGAUGUCGCCGCCCGCUAUGAAAGAGACCUGGUCCACAAGUUGAAGCUGCUACGACACGAGCUCUCCCUGCAGCAACCUCAAGCUGGCCACUGUCGCAUCGAGGUGUCCAGAGAAGAGAUCUUUGAGGAGUCGUAUCGGCAAAUCAUGAAAAUGCGCCCUAAAGACCUCAAGAAAAGACUGAUGGUGAAGUUUAGAGGGGAAGAAGGCUUGGACUAUGGAGGGGUUGCCAGGGAAUGGUUAUAUCUUUUAUGUCAUGAGAUGUUGAACCCCUACUACGGCCUGUUCCAGUACUCUACAGACAACAUUUACACACUACAGAUCAACCCAGACUCCUCCAUUAACCCUGACCAUCUGUCAUAUUUUCAUUUUGUGGGUCGUGUGAUGGGUCUGGCAGUUUUCCAUGGCCACUACAUCAAUGGCAGUUUUACCUUGCCAUUUUACAAACAGCUGCUUGGAAAACCCAUCCAGCUCAAUGAUCUAGAAACAACUGACCCAGAACUGCACAAAAGCCUUGUCUGGAUAUUAGAGAAUGACAUCACUUCUGUCCUUGACCACACAUUUUGUGUAGAACACAAUGCCUUUGGGAAGUUUCUGCAACAUGAACUGAAGCCCAAUGGGCGCAAUAUUUCAGUCACUGAAGAAAACAAAAAAGAAUAUGUCAGGCUUUAUGUCAACUGGAGAUUUAUGCGCGGUAUUGAGGCUCAGUUUCUGGCUCUGCAAAAGGGAUUUGGUGAACUCAUUCCCCAACAUCUCCUUAAGCCUUUUGACCAUAAAGAGCUAGAGUUGAUUAUUGGUGGCUUGAGCAAGAUUGACCUUACAGACUGGAAGACAAACACUCGGCUGAAGCACUGCACAAGUGAAAGUAAUGUGGUGCGGUGGUUCUGGCAGGCAGUAGAGGCCUUCAGUGAAGAGCGGAGAGGGCGCUUACUCCAGUUUGUGACCGGGUCAACUCGCGUUCCUUUACAGGGGUUCAAGGCCUUGCAGGGUUCUACAGGUUCUGCAGGACCAAGGCUUUUUACCAUCCAUUUGAUAGAUGCCAAUACGGAAAACCUGCCAAAGGCUCACACGUGUUUUAACAGAAUAGACAUCCCUCCCUAUGAGACGUAUGAGAAACUCUAUGAGAAACUCCUUACGGCUGUGGAGGAAACUUGCGGCUUUGCUGUGGAGUGA
Molecule: messenger RNA, 2196 nt
Organism: Knipowitschia caucasica
Lineage: Eukaryota; Metazoa; Chordata; Actinopteri; Gobiiformes; Gobiidae
Source: the annotation of a GenBank genome assembly